AUGUCGCGUCUAGCUCGGCCAUCCAACAGGAAUACCAACAAUCCGUCAUCGACUACCAACUCAAUAAAUAACACUCCAGCUCCAUCGAACAGUCUAUCAACAAUGCCGCGUCCAACUCGAACAAGAACUGUAUCUACCCAAUCAGCCGCGCCUACUCGCCCAUCAUCAAGACUGAACCAAAUUCAAGGAGCAUCAACAGCAUCUUCCUCUCGCACAACUAUCACUAGGAAAAAAUCUAGUCCUGCUAAGCUGAUCAACCAAAAUGAGCUGAGAAGAACAACUACCGAGUCUGAAACUCAAGAUCAACUUCAGCCUACUCAAGGCCCUCUACCUGGAGCAAACAUCAAGGUUGUCGUUCGCUGCAGAGGCCUGACCGAUGCUGAACGCGCUGCAGACCCUCAGGCGGUUUUAUUAACCGGCGGCGUCAGAGGACGUGAACUGACCGUGGACCUCAACAGUCAUCCCUCCGCCGCCGCAACUUCGGACCAGCCUCAUGCGCGCGUCCAUGAUAUCCACUCAAAUCGCGAGGAAGGUGCCGGCCUGGCAAACACCGAUUACAGCUCUUCCUUGGUCGACGAUCCCAAAAGGAGCGCAAAUAUCAAAGUCUAUCCAUUCGAUCAUGUGUUUGGCCCAGAAGCCGACCAAGCUCUGAUUUUCACCGAUGUGGUGGCUCCGAUCUUGACGGAAGUUCUGCAAGGUUACAACUGUACGAUAUUCGCAUAUGGUCAAACCGGAACAGGUAAAACAUAUACGAUGACUGGUGAUCUAAGUAUCCCAACUGCCACCACCAUCAUGCCUACUACCAAAGCAGACUCGGGUCCAACAUCCCCUUUAGGGCUGAGCUACGAUUCCACGCCUUUGGUGAUUCCAACCUCAUUGAGAAAGUUUACCAACGAAGCAGGGAUCAUUCCUCGCGUCUUACAUUCACUAUUCAACAUGUUGGAAGAUUGUAGCGAGGAGGAGAAAGUGGAGUUUGGAGUCAAGGUGAGUUUCGUUGAGCUUUAUAACGAGGAACUGAGGGACCUCAACUACCUCGAAUCGUCGGCCAACACGGAAUCCAACAACCCGCCCAGUGGGUCGACCAAUCUCAAAAUCUUUGAGGACUCCAACACUAAGAAGGGCGCCACUGGUGGAUCGGGAGUGUAUAUCCAAAAUCUGACUGAGACGGCGAUCUCGUCAGCCACCGAAGGGAUCAAGAUCCUCACUCUGGGCUCGUCGCGGAGACAAAUCGCUGCAACCAAAUGCAAUGAGCAGUCGUCGCGAUCCCACUCCGUCUUUUCAAUCACGAUCCAUGUCAAGGAGAAUACUAAAGAUGGCAAAGAGGACCAACUCAAGAUCGGAAAAUUGAAUUUAGUGGACUUGGCCGGUAGCGAAAACGUCGGCAGGUCGGGCGCUGGCAAGGAAUUUGGUCGGGCACGCGAAGCUGGAAUGAUCAACCAGAGUCUUUUGACUCUUGGCCGAGUUAUCAACGCCCUGGUUGAAAAAAACAGUCACGUCCCAUAUCGGGAGUCCAAGCUGACUCGAUUAUUGCAAGAUUCCUUGGGCGGUAGGACGAAAACAUGCAUCAUUGCCACUGUCUCACCCUCACGACUCAAUCUGGACGAGACGAUCUCGACCUUAGAUUAUGCGUUACGGGCCAAGUCGAUCAAGAACCGGCCGGAGCUGAACAACAAGAUAAACAAGUCGAUUCUCAUUAACCAAUACGUCCACGAGAUCGAGAAGCUACGUCACGAUUUGAUAGCGACUCGGACAAAGAACGGGAUCUAUUUCAGCGAGGAACGCUGGGCCGAACUGAUGCGGGACUCUGAAAACAAGAGCCGGACGUUGAUCGAGAGUAAGCGGAAGAUCGAGCUGAUCGAGCUCGAGCUCAUUGCCGUCAAGAAAGAGUUCGAGAAAUGUCUCAGGAUCUUGAACGUUAGAGAGAGCGAAAUCAAGAAGAUUCAAGACGAACUUAAUCUUAAAUCUUCCGACUUCGAUACUAUGAAAGGUCUCAAAGAGGGCCUCGAACUCGAGUUGUCCGGGGAAAGGGCGAUGAAGGAGAGGUUCGAGAAAAGUCGGACGAAAUGGAAGAAUCAGUGCAAGGAAGUAUACGAGGACAAUGAAGGGCUUCGCGAAAAAAUUGCUCGUAAGGCUGCAGUUGAAUCCUACAAUCAGAACACGUUGAACGAGGUCGAUCAAAGCUUAUCUUCAAGUGCUACAAACCUGGUAAACGACCUCAAAGAUUUUGCCAAUCAAUCCACCCACAUCAAUAAAGGGGUCAAAAGUUUCUUGAAUGAUAUGGAACAACGUCUAGUUAAGGUUGAUCUGAAACAAAUCAUAAGUAAUAUAACAGAUUCGAUGGCGGCAAUCAAAACUCAAUUAGUCGAAAGCUUCGUCAAAGAGAUUCAAGAAGAUCUAGUGCCCAAUGGCUUGGUCAAGGAGAACCAAACUCAUCUCGCUUCCAUCAUCCAGAAUCUCGAGCUGGACAAGUUCUCCAAUAUCCAAUUGAUUCUGGAUCAGGUUAAAUCAGACGCCUUCAAUUUUUUAGAGAGCACUAAGGAUUCCGUUCAAAGUUCGUUUGAAAUCAUCCAUGAGAAGUUCCACCAGGAUCGGGAAAAGAUUAUCAAAUUCCACGAACUCGAAAAGGCAGAAUUAAAAGAAGAGGCGGCUCGACUCAAGGAAGAAAUCGAAAGAUUGAGACAACAUGCACUAGAAGAUGAGAAACGCAUACAACAGGAUGAAAAGGAAUUGAUCGAGUUGAUCCAACGGCAGCACGUCUCUAACCUUAAACGGAAAGCGACCCAGACCGAUUUGCUUGUUCAAUCUCUCGCUGAACUCAAAGAUGGCAAAGAUCGUAAGAGGCUCAGGUUUAGUGGAUUGGAGAAAGAGCUCGAUGAAGAUCGGGCUCAAUUCGAUCUCCAAUUGAAUGGAACCCUUGGAUCAGCUAAUGAACAACUGGAAGUCUAUGAAACUACCUUCCAAAAAGGCCAAACUUCCUUGUUGGAUAAUCUGAGUGCUGAUCAACGUGAAAGGAUCAACGCAUACACGGCGCACUCGAGCAAGAUGGAAACUCUGGGCAAUGUACUUGAUCAAAACUGCGGAGAGUUUGUGAAAGAGUUUAAAAAGCUCGAUGCAGGAUUCCAGAAUGAAGUUGCCAAGAUUGACAAUCAAGUGAUUGGUGUUUAUCAUCAGAAGCUGGUUUCUCAAAUCAAGGAUCAAGUCCGAACUGUAGAAGGGAGUGUCAAACAUGUACUGAGUGAUGUUGAGCGGCAAUCGGCGAUGUCGAAUAAUUGUGUCGGCAAAUCAUUAGACAUGGUCACGGGCCUUCGGAACGAUAUCCAUCUGCAUCUGACCAAUAAAAUCCGCCAAGACGUCAAGACCGGCCAAACUCCUCGAAGAAAGAAAUUGCUGACUGAGUCAAAUCCAUUACUGGAACACUCCAGUACGAGUCGGUUCAUCUCAUUGGAGAAUGACUCCGGAGAUUCUGCUCCAAGUAGUGAUGAUAAGAGGGAAGAGGAGGCGGAGGAGGAGGAAGAAGACGAAGAUGAGACUUGCGCUGGCGGUUCAGAAGGAUUUGAAAGUAAUCACCGGGGUAGCAGCGUUGUGACAAGAUCAUCAAGAAGGAUGCUGGACCGACCUGUCCGAGGGUCACGACUGGCCGAAAACGCAGAAUCUCGGGAUGAUGAAGACGACGAGACUGACAAGCAUCAUCAAGACCGGAUCGAGUCCACUCAUGAACAGCAAGAAUGUCUUCCGCUUGAGGAACCAGAAGAGGAGCCUGAACUCGUUAAGACCUCUAACCGGACAUCGCUCAAGAGGAAGAAUCAGUUCAAGUCGUUGGCGACGCCUAAGUCUCGCUCCGGUGGAAUCCUGCGCGAUAAAGCCAAUCAAGCAUUGAGAUAG
This is a messenger RNA of Puccinia triticina, 3882 nucleotides long. RefSeq lists its product as uncharacterized. Gene Ontology annotation, cellular component: nucleus; spindle microtubule. Gene Ontology annotation, molecular function: microtubule binding; plus-end-directed microtubule motor activity; ATP binding. Lineage: Eukaryota; Fungi; Basidiomycota; Pucciniomycetes; Pucciniales; Pucciniaceae. Gene Ontology annotation, biological process: mitotic spindle assembly; microtubule-based movement. The transcript is spliced from 11 exons. The record is from RefSeq and is a predicted model, not a curated record. Bases 1 to 3882 code for a protein of 1293 amino acids.